AUGGAAGCACUCGUAUAUGUAUUUCUAUUAGUAGGGACUUUAAUGGUGAUCUUCUUUGCAAUCUUUUUUAGAGAUCCUCCAAGGAUUGCAAAAUAA
Molecule: messenger RNA, 96 nt
Organism: Chondrus crispus (carragheen)
Lineage: Eukaryota; Rhodophyta; Florideophyceae; Gigartinales; Gigartinaceae
Source: the annotation of a RefSeq genome assembly